AUGCUGGUCUCUAACCUUCCCACACUAGACGAGCCUGUCAUUUCGAUCCACACAGCCGCUUUCUUCUCGGUGAUUGCCGGGGAACACAAAAGAUGGAUGCUCAUCGUGAACUUCAUGGUGAAUUUCAUGGUCUAUACAAGCGUACUCCUAACUUUACUCUACGUGGCACCAUUCUACAUAUCGCCGACUACGCGCCCCUCCCAGACGCUCAGUCGAGAUGCUCCCUCUGUGAUUCGAGCAAGAAUCAGAGCGGUGUCCUGGUCUUGUUCCCUGGGCACUCUUGCAGUUCUAUGGCUGAUCGUAGCUAAGAACCAUGCUUCAAUCCCAGAAGCUGUGAGGCUUGUAGGGUGGUGGCCUAUCAACCUCUGGGACAUCUGCCGGGCCUGGCUUCUGACAGCUAUCCUGUUUACGGGUCCCCUUUUUGAGCGUGGCAUUGCCGAAGGGGAAUGGAAGGACUGGCUCAAAGGAAGCAGAAUCUCCGAGACUCUCCAUGGUUGGAUUGGAUGGCGAAAUUACGUCGCCGGUCCCGUUACCGAGGAGAUUAUGUUUCGGUCUGCCAUUGUGCCUCUCCAUCUCCUAGCGAAGGACACUCCGGGCCACAUUGUUUUUGUGGCGCCUCUUUAUUUUGGAAUCGCACAUGUGCACCAUUUUUAUGAGUUCCGCUUGACACAUCCAGAUACUUCGAUCUUUGCAGCAUUGUUUCGAUCAGUGUUCCAGUUUGGCUACACUACCAUCUUCGGUUGGUAUGCCACCUUCCUGUAUCUUCGAACGGGAUCUUUGCUAGCAGUCAUUGUCGCGCACAGCUUCUGCAACUGGUGCGGGCUUCCCCGACUGUGGGGAAGGGUCGAGGCUAGUGUCCCCAUCGGACCGCCCGUGGGUAAAGCCAAAGAAGACGCCGAUGUGAAGGACGCACACGCCGCCUAUGGUAAACUGGGCCUGGGCUGGACAGUUGGGUACUAUGUACUCCUUGUAUCAGGGGCGAUUGCCUUCUAUUACGCUCUAUGGCCGCUAAGCGACUCGCCAAAUGCGCUUGCUACGUUUACAGGAGGGUCCAAGUGA
Aspergillus fumigatus Af293 is the source of this 1059-nucleotide messenger RNA. The record is from RefSeq and is a predicted model, not a curated record. NCBI's taxonomy places the organism in Eukaryota, Fungi, Ascomycota, Eurotiomycetes, Eurotiales, Aspergillaceae.